Cylicocyclus nassatus is the source of this 1875-nucleotide messenger RNA. The record is from the annotation of a GenBank genome assembly. Lineage: Eukaryota; Metazoa; Nematoda; Chromadorea; Rhabditida; Strongylidae.
AUGCCAAACGAAAAGGUCCUCACAUCUUUAUCGACUGGGGCAAGUUCGGAAGCUGGAAGUAUGACUGAUGAUUUCCGUCUCAAGGAAAAGCUCUACAAGGUCAAGGGUCUGUGGUCUGGAGAGGAAAAGGACUCUGAAUCGAGCUUGCCUUCAAACGUUGCCAAAGUGAAACCACAACCACAGUCUGGAACUGAACACCUACAGAAUGAUGGAAAAGCAGCAGCCAGUGUCCCUAAUGGUUGCCAUACUGCUCCUCCUAAAAGCCCCGGGAUUGCGCCUUUUCCCGGUCUGGGUGGUUUCAUGUUUUCACCUUUCCCGGUGAUGUUUGGAGAUGUGUCAAUGGGACGAGGCUACACUUCUGUCGGUUCCGUUCUUCAACCACUUAUUCCUCCAUCCAAUGCAUCUAGUCCUCCCAUCGGUCAACCACUUUACCAGCAACCCCCCUCUCUUGCCGCUAAUGGAGCAAUGAGCCAACGUCCUCUUCCAAUACGUUCCAAUUAUAUGGAUCAGAACGCGAUGUUUGCUGCUAGUCUUCCAGCGUCGCAGAACGUUUCAUGGAAUAUCGGCAACAUCGGAAGCAUGUUGGAUAGCGCUUGCAAUGCUGCUUUGUCGGGUACUCCAUCUCCACAACUUGCUGCAACUCAUAUCUCAUCCUCUGUGCAACAUCCACCACCGAAUAUGAUACUGCAACAUCGUGGACCGGCUCCUGCUUCCAUGGCACAGAAUCAUUCGCAGUCCCUCGCUCAUGGAUACGGAGUGGGAAAUUUGGCAGUUGCCGGAGGACAUUUGGGGCCGCCACACCCUCCGCCAAAUGUAGGAGCACCAACAACUUUGGUUCCUCCACCGCCAAUCCCUCCUCCUGAGCUGAUGAAUAUCCCCCCUCCGAUUGGCAGUCAGCGUGUCGCGCCCGUGACGAUACAGUAUGCAGGAUUUCCUCCGGCUCCACCUCUCAAUCAUGCUGUUCAUCCCUCGCAUAAUUUCGCCCAACCACCUCCGAAUGUCAGGUUCGCUCAUCCUCCUCCACCCCCAAAUCAGGAUUCUCAGUGGGAUAAUGGAUUAGCACGCACUUUUGUGGGAUCGCGGCCACAGUUUGCUACGUUCACAAAUAGCUCUUCAUCGCGUUCUUCGUCGCAGAUGAAUGCAGGUCUACAGGGAAACAGAUGGGGAUUGAAUAGUAAUCGAUCUAGUCUCUCUGGGUCAUCUCAAGUAAGAUCUACGAAAAUGCCAGCAGCUUGUGUCGGUAGAGCCCCUUGUACCAGUGAAAAUAUUGUGGAAUGUAAAUCGUCCGUCAACAUAACUUCACUGAAGACGUGUUUGGGACAAGGAUCGCGUGGGACUUAGAUUUUCCUCUUGUCCACGUUGAGUUUUAUUUGGUUUUAUCUCUCUGAGGCAUAUUUCGACUUUGUGUUGUCGCGAGUUUUAGCGGAUGUUUUAUGCAUUCGAGUUCACGUUUUAGUGAAUUGUUGAAACACUAGUUGUUGAGUUUUUAAUGUGGGUACUUUACAAUUUUCUGUAUCUUGGAUUUUUACCUUGUACUUUACUUCUUAUAUAAGAAUCCAAAUGAUCUUCCCCUCCUACUUGUCUUCGUGAUCGAGAGAAUUUUCUUCUGUGAACUUAUAGCGGUCAUUGUUCAAAGUUUCAUGCGACUACCGUUUUACUACUUAGCGAUUACAAAUAGUUUUUAAGGCUUGGGGUUUGAAUUCCAUUCUUUUACCUAUUUAUACUCCAGCUCAACUUGAAUCGUCCAUUUUAUGAACGCAGCUGAAUGCGUGAGAAGUUUAUGAAACGAUUUGGUAAACAAGACGCUUGUAAUUUGGGAACGUUGUCCGUUGUCAUCUUUUUGAAGGUGGAGAAUAAAAUAAAAAACUCAAGUUG